This is a messenger RNA of Cynocephalus volans (Philippine flying lemur), 1974 nucleotides long. It is a transcript of the gene HAL, whose product is annotated as histidine ammonia-lyase. The record is from RefSeq and is a predicted model, not a curated record. The coding region runs from base 1 to 1974 and encodes 657 amino acids. Gene Ontology annotation, cellular component: cytoplasm. NCBI's taxonomy places the organism in Eukaryota, Metazoa, Chordata, Mammalia, Dermoptera, Cynocephalidae. Gene Ontology annotation, biological process: L-histidine catabolic process. Gene Ontology annotation, molecular function: histidine ammonia-lyase activity. The transcript is spliced from 20 exons.
AUGCCCAGGUUCACGGUGCACGUGCGCGGGGAAUGGCUGGCCGUGCCCUGCCGGGACGCGCAGCUCACCGUGGGCUGGCUGGGCCGCGAGGCCGUGCGCCGCUACGUCAAGAACAAGCCCGACAACGGCGGCUUCGCCUCGGUGGACGACGUGCGCUUCCUCGUGCGCCGCUGCAAGGGCCUGGGCCUGCUCGACAACGACGACCCGCUGGAGGUGGCCCUGGAGGACAAUGAGUUCGUGGAAGUGGUUAUAGAAGGCGAUGCAAUGUCCCCCGACUUCAUUCCAUCUCAACCAGAAGGAGUUUACCUAUACAGCAAAUACCGGGAGCCUGAAAAGUACAUGGCUUUAGACGGGGACAGCCUGACCACAGAGGAUCUGGUCAACCUGGGAAAGGGACACUACAAAAUAAAGCUCACCUCAACUGCUGAGAAGAAGGUACAAAAAUCCAGGGAAGUCAUAGAUAGUAUCGUGAGAGAAAAAACAGUUGUUUACGGCAUUACUACAGGUUUUGGGAAAUUUGCCAGGACUGUAAUUCCUAUCAAUAAGCUACAGGAGCUUCAGGUCAAUUUAGUACGUUCACAUUCUUCAGGUGUUGGGAAACCACUAAGUCCUGAAAGAUGUCGGAUGCUCUUGGCUUUGAGGAUCAAUGUCUUAGCCAAAGGAUACAGCGGCAUUUCCCUGGAGACCCUCAAACAAGUUAUCGAAGUGUUUAAUGCCUCCUGCCUGCCCUAUGUUCCAGAGAAAGGAACCGUUGCUGCCAGUGGAGACCUUGCCCCACUCUCUCAUCUUGCUCUCGGGCUAAUUGGAGAAGGGAAGAUGUGGUCUCCAAAGAGUGGCUGGGCUGAUGCAAAAUAUGUCCUGGAAGCCCAUGGAUUGAAACCAGUUGUUUUGAAACCAAAAGAGGGCCUGGCACUCAUCAACGGGACACAGAUGAUCACCUCCUUGGGCUGUGAAGCUGUAGAGAGAGCCAGUGCUAUUGCACGGCAGGCGGACAUUGUGGCGGCCCUGACCCUCGAGGUGCUGAAAGGCACCACCAAAGCCUUCGAUACUGAUAUUCAUGCUCUUCGCCCUCAUCGUGGGCAAAUUGAAGUUGCUUUUCGGUUUCGGUCACUAUUGGACUCGGAUCACCACCCAUCAGAAAUAGCAGAAAGUCACAGGUUCUGUGAUCGUGUUCAAGAUGCAUACACUUUGCGCUGCUGUCCACAGGUCCACGGUGUGGUGAAUGACACGAUAGCAUUUGUAAAGAACAUCAUUAUCACAGAACUGAACAGUGCGACAGAUAAUCCUAUGGUCUUUGCCAGUAGGGGAGAGACUAUUUCUGGAGGAAACUUCCAUGGUGAAUACCCAGCCAAAGCCCUGGACUAUUUGGCCAUUGGCAUCCAUGAACUCGCUGCGAUUAGCGAAAGAAGAAUUGAAAGGCUCUGUAAUCCCUCCCUCAGUGAGCUGCCUGCCUUCCUGGUGGCUGAAGGUGGUCUGAACUCUGGGUUCAUGAUAGCCCACUGCACAGCUGCGGCCCUUGUUUCUGAGAACAAGGCUCUGUGCCACCCCUCGUCUGUGGACUCUCUCUCCACCAGCGCUGCCACGGAAGACCACGUCUCCAUGGGAGGAUGGGCAGCGAGGAAGGCCCUCAGGGUCAUCGAGCAAGUGGAGCAAGUGCUGGCCAUCGAACUUCUUGCAGCCUGCCAGGGCAUAGAGUUUCUGCGUCCCCUGAGAACAACCACUCCACUGGAAAAGGUCUACGACCUGGUGCGCUCUGUUGUAAGGCCCUGGAUAAAAGAUCGCUUCAUGGCCCCAGACAUAGAGGCGGCACACAGGCUGCUCCUGGAGCAGAAGGUUUGGGAAGUAGCCUCGCCAUACAUCGAAAAGUAUAGAAUGGAGCAUAUUCCAGAAUCCAGACCUGUUUCUCCAACAGCCUUUUCACUAGAAUUCCUUCACAAGAAAUCCACCAAAAUCCCUGAGUCCGAGGAUCUGUAA